Messenger RNA from Lathyrus sativus (Indian pea), 1182 nucleotides. The record is from the annotation of a GenBank genome assembly. Lineage: Eukaryota; Viridiplantae; Streptophyta; Magnoliopsida; Fabales; Fabaceae.
AUGAAGAACUUCAGUAUAGCCAUAAUUGUUUCAUUCCUAUUUCUAGCUAACUUUGGUGCAGCUCAAACUGUAUUUCCAAUAUCGAAAUUCGGCGGAACACCAAAUUCAGAUAUUACCCAGGCUUUCAUAAAAGCUUGGACUGAAGCAUGUGCAUCUCCAACUCCAACCAAAAUUGUGAUUCCAGCGGGCACAUACAAGUUGACUGGAAUAGAUGUUAAAGGUCCUUGUAAAGCUCCAAUUGAAGUUCAAGUUGAUGGCACAAUUCAAGCACCUUCAGAUAUAAAUCUAGUCCAAAAAGGGUCUGAUCAAUGGGUUCGGUUUCAAUAUUUAAACUCUUUAACAUUAUCAGGGAAAGGAGUUUUUGAUGGUCAAGGUGCAGCUGUUUGGAAACAAGGUGGAGCUGCUUGGAGAAAAGGUCCAAGUACUUCCAAUAGAGUCUGCAUGAAUUUUGGUUUUAAUUUUGUCAACAACUCCAUCGUCCGUGACAUUACUUCUAAGGACAGCAAAAAUUUCCAUGUUAAUGUUUUAGGGUGCAACAAUUUCACAUUUGAUGGUGUCACAAUUACUGCCCCUGCUAUGAGUCCUAACACCGAUGGAAUCCACAUGGGAAAAUCAACCGAUGUUAAAAUUAUUAAUUCCAACAUUGGUACAGGAGAUGAUUGUAUCUCCUUGGGUGAUGGUAGCAAACAAGUAACCGUCCAAAAUGUCAAUUGUGGACCUGGUCACGGUAUUAGUGUUGGAAGUCUUGGAAAGUAUACAACAGAAGAUAAUGUAGAAGGUCUUUUAGUUAAGAAUUGUACUAUGAAAGAAACUGAUAAUGGUGUGAGGAUCAAGACUUGGCCAUCUGCACCAGGAACAAUUACUAUUACUGAUAUGCAUUUUGAAGAUAUUACAAUGAUUAAUGUCUUGAACCCAAUCAUCAUUGAUCAAGAGUAUUGUCCAUGGAACCAGUGCUCAAAACAGAAUCCAUCAAAAAUAAAGAUAAGCAAGGUUUCGUUCAAGAAUAUUCACGGAACUUCAAAAUCAACAGAAGGAGUGAUUCUUGUUUGCAGCAGUGGUGUACCUUGCGAUGGUGUGGAGCUAAAUAAUAUUGAUCUCACAUUCAAUGGAGCACCAGCAAAAGCUAAAUGUUCUAAUGUCAAACCUAUAGUCAUUGGAAAGGCUCCUGCUUGUCCAGCUUAA